AUGGCAGGUGAUGUGAAUUACAAAACCGAUAUAGGUAUUAGUAAACGGAAUGAUUUCUUUCCCCAUCUAGAUCCUGAAACUUCUUCUACAGUGGUUUUUGGUGCAGACCAAGAAAUAGCAUUUGAUUAUAGGGAAGGGAGUGAGAAGGGCCCAGAACACUGGGGAGAGCUUAAACAAGAAUGGGCGGCAUGUAAAGAUGGACGAUCUCAAUCACCAAUAGGUUUAGACGAGAGUCGUGCCACCAAAGUGAUCCAAAGUUCAAGGGAUCUUACAGUGAGCUAUAAGCCUUCCGAUGCAACUCUCAAGAACGAAGGUCACUAUAUCGCGCUUGAAUGGGAAGGCGAUGCUGGAUCUAUCCAAAUCGACGACUCAGAUUACUUCCUCAAAAGAUGUCAUUGGCACACCCCAUCUGAGCACACCGUUAAUGGUGCAAGGUAUGAUUUGGAACUGCACAUGGUGCAUCAAAGUGCAGACCAGAACAAUAUAGCUGUAGUUGCAUUUCUAUACGAAGUCGGGCAGCCCAAUGCUUUUUUAUCAAAGAUAAACCAGGAUAUAUCUUUUGUGACUAGUACAAAGGAGAAAAAGUUGGGAGUGAUUGAUCCAAGGGAAAUAAAAUGGGACAGCUCAAGAUUUUACAGAUACAUGGGAUCACUCACAACUCCUCCCUGUACAGAAGGAGUUAUUUGGACCGUAAACGAAAAGGUAGAUAUUGUUUCAAGAGAACAACUGGACUUACUUAAAGAAGCUGUUUAUGAUUAUGCAGCGGCGAAUGCAAGGCCAUUGCAACGUGAUGAAGGCCGAGAUAUUAAGCUCUAUGGCCCGUCGUCAUCGUUAAGUGACUUGAAUGCAGAAUUACCUCACAGGGGGAGACUUAAUUCCGCAGCAAUCCCUCGGGAGUGAAUCAAAGCAGCAAGUCCCUAAGAGAUAGAGUCCCCAACAAUUUGUCAGAUUAUUUCCACAAGUUAACGGCAUGUCUCUUCGCGUAUCUUCUCUAAUUGGUUAUCAAUUAAGAUAAAUAUUUUCCUUUACUGUUCUUUCAUGCUUUCCUAGUAGCCUUGUAAUCCCUAUGUGGUUUGUUGAAUUUGUCAAAUAAGAGAAAAUAGCAUGAAUCUGCUGCACCAAUUGUGAGUUUGCGUUGUCCUAUUUCUCGUGUCGUAAUAGCAUGCACACAAUGUCUUC
This is a messenger RNA of Malus domestica (apple), 1179 nucleotides long. The record is from RefSeq and is a predicted model, not a curated record. NCBI's taxonomy places the organism in Eukaryota, Viridiplantae, Streptophyta, Magnoliopsida, Rosales, Rosaceae.